CUGACCACAUUAGUUUAGAUCAAAACACUAGAGAUGUUACGAAAUUUGUGCACUUUUACCUUUUCCACGAACUUCGGAAAAUGCAUUUUUCAAACGCAGGCUGUUCGUGGCAUGGCGGGCCAUUCAAAGUGGGCCAACAUAAAGCACACAAAGGCUCUAAAAGAUGGAGCUAGAGCAGCCUUAUUUGCAAAGAUUUCGAGGCAAAUCCGCAUGGCCAUUCAGGAGGGCAACUCCGCUGAUCCAGCCAUUAAUUCGCUCCUGCGCACGGAAAUAGAAAGAGCCCUGAAGCAAAAUAUGCCCAGCGGAACUAUACAAAACACGUUGAAUAAAUUUAAGUCCAGUAAAGUGCAGCUAAAAAAGUACCGGCUUGACAUCAGGUAUAAAAGAAGCGUAUAUCUGAUAUGCAUUUUCUACACGGACAACUUUUCUGGGGUUAAAAUGGAUGCGACGCCAAUGAUUAAGAAAGCCGGAGGUGAAUUUAUGGAUGUUGGUAAUCUGUUUGAGGACUUUGGCUUAAUAGAAGCUAAGUAUGAUUCAUCAAAACUCCUCAGCGGGUCCAGUUUGGAAGAUAAAGCCACUAAUGAUGCUAUAGAACUUGGUGCUGAAGAGAUUGAAAUAGUUGACAAUGCCGAGGGAUCAGUAAAUUUCCUAUGCAGUCCUGUCGUUUUAACUAGUUUAAGUAGAAACUUGGAAAAGGCUGGAUACACCGUUGAGAGCAGUGAACAUAUAUUUUCUCCCAUGAAUGUUGUGCAAUUAUCCCCGGAAGACCAGAAAGCAUAUGACGUGUUUAUAGAAAAACUAAGAAACAUCCCAGGCUUAGAGGAUAUCUAUGACAAUGUUGAAUAAAAAUAACUUGUUGAAUAAAACAGAAAUAUAGGCAAUAAAUUUGUAAACCGGCUGGCAUCUGUUAAAAGCUAUGUUAAGUAUUUAGUGUUUCAUGUGCAACGUUCCUAAAACAACGCAAUCUAUAUGUUACUAAAAAAAACUUAUGUAAACACGAUGGGAUACCCCUAACGAACUAAACUUCAGCUGUUUGUGCGAACGCAAACCAAUACAUGUGCAGCAUCAAAAUCGUUGGUAAAAAUAAAAUAGCAGACUUUAAAUAUGAA
Molecule: messenger RNA, 1109 nt
Organism: Drosophila suzukii
Lineage: Eukaryota; Metazoa; Arthropoda; Insecta; Diptera; Drosophilidae
Product: probable transcriptional regulatory protein MYPU_6240
Cellular component (GO): mitochondrion
Source: RefSeq, a predicted model, not a curated record